Lasiodiplodia theobromae is the source of this 954-nucleotide messenger RNA. RefSeq lists its product as uncharacterized. The record is from RefSeq and is a predicted model, not a curated record. Lineage: Eukaryota; Fungi; Ascomycota; Dothideomycetes; Botryosphaeriales; Botryosphaeriaceae. The coding region runs from base 1 to 954 and encodes 317 amino acids. The transcript has 2 exons.
AUGUGUCUUUUCACGGAGAAGGAUUUCCACGGAGACUAUUUCAGGUCAACAGGGGACACGAGAAAGCCAUGGGUGGCAAAAGCGAAAACGUACACCAAAAAAGACUACUGGGCCCGCAACUUCUCCUCCCCAUCUGAACUGGAAUGGUUCAUCAGCAUCACCAUCUACUUCUUCUUCACCCUCGCCGCCUCCGUCAAAAUCAUGCUCACCCACGGCCUCACCCCCUCCUCCCUCCUCACCCUCGCCCACAGCACCACCAUCUCCCCGCAAUCCCUCACCAUGGGCCGCACGCUCCCCACCACCGCCCUCGCCAUCAUCGCCAACACCCCACAACUCCUGCUGUCGCUCGCCUACCUCCUCUCCAACCGCCUCGUCACCGCCCUCGCCCUCUCCCGCGAAUGGUCCGCCUACGCCACCGGCCCUGCACACAAACCCCUCCGCACGACCCACCCCCGCGGCCAGCAGCGCUCGACGUACUGGCUGCAGAUACCGUACCGCUUCGCCUUGCCCCUGCUCGCGGCGUCGGCGCUGCUGCAUUAUCUUACGUCGCAGGCGCUGUUUUUCGCUGAGAUUAGGGUCUUCGCGAACACGGGGGGCGAAGACGGUCGGCCCGUCGUCACGGCAGAUGUCGCGGGGUUGGGGUCGUCGAAUGCGGCGAUGCUGGCGCUGGCGGUGUGCGCGACGGGGCUGAUUGUGGUGAGUAUGGGGCUGGGGUGGCGGACGAAUAGGGCGGGGAUGCCGCCGGUGAGGUUUUGCAGCGCGGUGGUGGCGGCGGCGUGUCAGCGGCCGGCGGGCGAGGAAAGAGCCGGGGAGGAGGCGUUGCGGUGGGGGGAGGUGGUGGGGUUGAGGGGGAGGGGGAGGGAAGAAGAUGGUGGGGUGGAGAGGGAGGUGGGGCGUUGUUGUUUUACCAGUGGGGAGGUGGAGGAGCCAGUGGAGGGGAGGAGGUAUAUGUAG